AUGAGGGCCAAACGUUCAAAGAAGUACCGUAAGAUCAUGCAUCAGUAUGAGCUUACGUUCGGUUUUCAUGAGCCUUAUCAGGUUCUGGUCGACUCGAAUUUCCUCCGCGCAGUACAUCAAUUCAAAAUGGAACUUAUACCUGCUUUAGAGCGAACGCUGCAAGGCAAAGCCAAGCCAUUUCUAUCAAAAUGCUCACUCGCGGCGAUUAUGGCCGCCCAACCCAUCAACCCCAAAACGAAUAAACCAUACAGACCCUGGCACCUCCCUCCACCAACCGAGCUACCACUCCGACACUGCUCGCAUAACGAUGACAAUACCCCGAUUGACGAAGUCGAAUGUCUUUUAUCCCUUCUCUGCCCGAACACAGAUACUAUGCGCAAUAAAGAGCAUUAUAUUCUCGCGACCGCAGAACCUGUCGCGUUACCGCACGACGACGUGAAAUCAGAUAACCCCAAGACACGAAGGCAGGCGGAAGCAUUGAUGGAGGAACGCAGCGAAAAGGCGCUUGCUCUUCGAUCUGCCGCGCGCGCAGUGCCCGGCGUACCGAUCAUAUACGUUAAGCGAUCAGUCAUGGUCUUGGAGCCGUUUAGUACGCCGUCCGAGAAAGUCCGCUUGGGAGUCGAGAAGAGCAAAUUCAAGAUUGGCAUGGAGGCGGCGUUGGACGUGGUGAGUGGACUGAAACGCAAGAGAGACGAUGAAGAGGAUGGGCCGUCCGCGCCCUCUAAAGAUCGACAUGCGAAAAAGGCGAAAGCGCCGAAUCCGCUUAGUAUGAAGAAACCGAAGAGACGAGAGAAGCCCAAGCCGGAUGAGCAGGGAAAGAGGAAGGAGAAGAAGCGAGAAGAAGAAAGCCGGGAUGAUACCGCUCAAGAUACUGUGGCUGAUGCUGAGGGCGAACAGGCAGUCAAGAAGAAGCGUAAGAGGAAACACAAAAGUGCAAAAUCUGAGAUCGGCGCUGUCGAGGUUGGCGACGGCUCUGGGCCCGAUGAAGGUCCAGUGUCGGCAGAUGAGUGA
This is a messenger RNA of Talaromyces amestolkiae, 1011 nucleotides long. RefSeq lists its product as uncharacterized. The transcript has 3 exons. Gene Ontology annotation, cellular component: nucleolus; small-subunit processome. The coding region runs from base 1 to 1011 and encodes 336 amino acids. Gene Ontology annotation, molecular function: small ribosomal subunit rRNA binding. NCBI's taxonomy places the organism in Eukaryota, Fungi, Ascomycota, Eurotiomycetes, Eurotiales, Trichocomaceae. The record is from RefSeq and is a predicted model, not a curated record.